AUGUCAGCGUCUGGCACAGAUGGAGCACCUGGCACCUUGGACGUGGAUAUUUCAGGCCUCGAUGGGAAACAGUUUCAGCUGACGCUCCGCGAUGAUUUGCUGGGCUCUGAAGUCCUUGACCUGCUUGCCGCACGGCUGCCCCGACGGAGAGGAUGCACAUUGAAGAUGAUCUGGAAGGAUGAAGAGCUGGUUGAGAAACAAAUCCUCUCAGAACAAGGAUUGAAGAGGGGCACCACUGCCCAGAUCUCCUACAUCUAUGUCCGUGUGAAUUUGUGGGGUGCAAUCCUUCAUCUUUAUCACGGAGCUGGUGACCAAGAAGAUCUACGCGUGCUGCGCGAAGUGCAACACCUCCAUUUGAUUGGUUGGCGUCCUGCUAUUGAUGUCUGGCACUACUUCCCCUUCCUGAAGAAUCUUCGACACUUGACGAUUGGAAAUGACUUCAACGAGAGUUUGCUCGACAUCACUUUGCCAAACAGUUUGCAAAGCUUGACGUUUGGCGACAAAUUUGACCAAAGCCUUCGGGGAGUCAAACUGCCCGCCUUGAAGAAAUUGAUCUUCGGACGCUCGUUCAAUCAGAGCUUGCAGGGUGUAGAUUUUCCCGGUAGCCUCCAACAUGUGUCCUUCGGAAAACAUUUCAAUCAGCCGAUGGACGUCCACAAGCUCCCAAAGACUUUGCAGUCGCUGACCUUCAAGGAAUGGUUUAAACAACCUCUUGCAGGUGUCCUACUUCCGGAUCUACAGGAACUUCUGUUGAGUCGGCACUGUUUUGACACGGCGGUGUCCCUUGCUGACGUUCUUCCGCGAAGUCUCUUGCGGUUGAGAUUGGCAGAUUUCUUCAAUGGGGACCUGAGAGAAGUGAGACUUCCAAAUCUGCAAAAUUUAACCUUUGGAUACGCUUUCAAUAAGAGUCUCAAAGGAGUUGCGCUUCCGAGUACGCUGCAAACCUUGUCCUUUGGAGCUUUCUUCAACCAGAGCUUGGAAGGCGUCGACUUUCCAAGUGGUCUCCAAAACCUGACCUUUGGAUAUUAUUUCAACCAACCACUGGAUAUGGUGACGCUUCCAAGCCAUCUACAGAGCUUGGAGUUGGGCCUGGACUUCAACCAACCAUUGGAUCAGGUGUGUCUUCCGCAACUUGAAGAAUUGAUAUUUGGCAACUACUUCAACCAAAGCUUGAGGAUGGCAAAGCUUCCCAGCACUUUGCAGAGCUUAACCUUUGGUCGAAGUUUCAUCGAUUGCACUUCAGGUGUGAACCUUCAGAGCUUGCGCACCUUGAAGCUGAUUAAGACCUUUAACAAAAGCUUCAAUUCGCUGGAACUGCCCCAGUUGGAAAACUUGAGCUUUAGUGACAAUUUCAACCGAGAUUUAGACCUCGCCUGUUGUCCCAAGCUGAAAAGCUUGAGCUUCGGAAGCGCGUUCAAUCAAAGCAUGAAAGGGAUUCGGCUUCCGCAGAGCUUGGAGAGUCUGACGUUUGGAGGUGCUUUCAAUCAGAGUUUGGAAGGAGUGGAACUGCCCAGCAGCCUUCAAAGCUUGACGUUCGGAAUUGCGUUCAACCAACCAAUGGAGGGUAUAAACCUUCCCGUGGGCCUUCAAAGCUUGACAAUGGGAGAUUUAUUUCGGAGAAGCUUGCCAAGACUGCCAAAGAAUCUGCAACGUUUAGCUCUGAAAGACCAAGGUGAAAACAGGAAUCUGUCUUCUGCAGUGGCACACUUGACCAGCUUGGAGCAGAUAAGUCUAGGGCACGGCGCCAGUGCGACAGCGUCUUUGGUGGAUCUUCCAGGUAGCCUCGAGAGCAUGGAAAUGGCCCGGUUUCCAAGGGUGAAGAUUGCGAGCGCCGCAGCCAAACAGCUCAGCAACCUCUCAUCUUUGCGCUGUGACAGCAUACUGGUGGCUUUGGAGGACUCUGUGGAGUUGAAGUGCUUAGAGGACCUCACAGAGAAGCAAUUGAGGCAUUUGAAUCGGACAUAUUGGGAGACUUACAUCGCCAAGUAUCCAGUGGUGGGCCGACUUGAAGAUCCUCCUUACCAAGCUGCGGACUAUGAUCAGUUUGCAGGUCCCUUUGCUGAGGUGCAGUAUACAAGGCCGCGAAAAGCUGCACCGGCGAAAAGCCAGGAGUCGAUCCGGGAGUCCAGAUGUCCUGUGACCCGUGCAGCAUGGGCUGUGGGAAAUGCACUGGUGAAGUUGCUUCCGCGACAACUUCUUCCAAACUGA
This is a messenger RNA of Cladocopium goreaui, 2208 nucleotides long. The record is from the annotation of a GenBank genome assembly. Lineage: Eukaryota; Dinophyceae; Suessiales; Symbiodiniaceae.